Polyodon spathula (Mississippi paddlefish) is the source of this 1346-nucleotide messenger RNA. RefSeq names its product cytosolic arginine sensor for mTORC1 subunit 2 (gene castor2). The record is from RefSeq and is a predicted model, not a curated record. Gene Ontology annotation, biological process: cellular response to L-arginine; negative regulation of TORC1 signaling. Gene Ontology annotation, cellular component: cytosol. NCBI's taxonomy places the organism in Eukaryota, Metazoa, Chordata, Actinopteri, Acipenseriformes, Polyodontidae. The transcript has 8 exons. Bases 295 to 1170 code for a protein of 291 amino acids.
UUGUUUGUACACUGAACCCAGCUGCUGGACUAUUCCAACUCCUCUCAGCAGAGAAAACACUGGGACUCACUCUCUCUCUUUUCUUUGCUAUUUUUCCUAACUCCGCUUUUUCUUCUUCUCCACUUGUGUUACUGCUCUUUCCGUUUCUCUCUUAACCGAGAACUUUUUUUUUCACUCCAGUCCCUAUAGCUUUUCAGAGCUUUGUUUUAGCGCUACAAAUACAUAUAUAAUAUAAAUACAUAAACAAAUAUAUAUCGAAGAUUUUAGAUAUAUGCAAAUGAAAAGGCGUAAGAGAUGGAGCUGCAUAUUUUAGAGCACAGUUUAAAAGUAGCUAGCAUAGCAAAAGAAGGGAUCCAGUUUUUCACACACGGAUUAAUAAAACUCGCCUUUCUGCCCUCCAAAACAAGGUGUAAAUUCUUCACUCUGACAGAAACACCAGAGGACUAUACCAUUAUUGUGGAUGAAGAGGGGUUUAAAGAGCUGCCUGUGUCUGAGUUUCUGAGUGUGGCUGAGGCAACAUGGCUUGCACUGAACGUGGUCUCGGGGGGUGGGAGUUCCUCCAGCUCCCAGCCAAUUGGAGUCACCAAAAUUGCCAAGUCAGUUAUCGCACCGCUGGCUGAUCAGAACAUCUCUGUUUUCAUGCUUUCAACCUACCAGACCGACUUCAUCCUGGUGCGAGAGAGGGACCUGCCCCUGGUGAUGCACACACUCUCCUCAGAGUUCACUCUCCUGAGGGUCAUCAAUGGUGAGGCGGUGGCCGCUAACAGUCUUGGGAUGACCAAUGGUUUUGUCAAACCCAAACUCGUCCAGCGGCCUGUGAUCCACCCCCUAUCCAGCCCCAGCAACAUGUUCUGUGUGACCAGCCUGGAUCCAGACACCCUCCCCUCUGUCGCCACGAUUCUAAUGGACGUCAUGUUCUACUCCUCCGGGGUGAAGGAGUCUGCAGCACCCAGUGAUGAUUUGGAGUACAUCAGGUUCUUCUCCUUCUCUCUGAUCGAAGGCUACAUCUCCUUGGUGAUGGAUGAGGAAACCCAGAAGAGGUUCCCCCUUAACGUGCUCUUCACCAGUGCCUCCGGAGAGCUCUGGAAGAUGGUGAGGAUUGGAGGGCAGCCGCUGGGCUUCGAUGAGUGUGGGAUCGUGUGUGAUUGUCUGCCUGUCUCUCUCAGAUGAGUGUGGGAUCAUGUGUGAUUGUCUGCCUGUCUCUCUCAGAUGAGUGUGGGAUCAUGUGUGAUUGUCUGCCUGUCUCUCUCAGAUGAGUGUGGGAUCAUGUGUGAUUGUCUGCCUGUCUCUCUCAGAUGAGUGUGGGAUCAUGUGUGAUUGUCUGCCUGUCUCUCUCAGAUGAGUGU